Macrobrachium nipponense is the source of this 9935-nucleotide messenger RNA. Its product is annotated as transmembrane protein 65-like. The transcript has 7 exons. The record is from RefSeq and is a predicted model, not a curated record. Gene Ontology annotation, cellular component: mitochondrion. Bases 86 to 958 code for a protein of 290 amino acids. NCBI's taxonomy places the organism in Eukaryota, Metazoa, Arthropoda, Malacostraca, Decapoda, Palaemonidae.
CAGGACCAAUUCCUGUUCUCGUUGCUUGCGCAUCUUGACUGGCAACUGAGAAUGCAAUUAAGCGUCGGCUGCUGUUUUGUUUACAAUGUUGACAGGAAGGCCUGGCCUCUUUGCUUCCCUUAUUUUACGAUGUAUACGCGAUAGAGUUCCAUUUUCUAGUUCGGUUUAUUUGACGAAAAUUCGAAUACGAACGACGCCUGCUGCCAGGUAUUCCACAGCAGCUGACAAGACUAUAGAAACCGAGAGUGAUAAGAAUGGACGAAUUCCCGAUGGUCCAAGCGUCCAAGGAAACAACCCGAUUUAUACCCAGGACACUGUUUUGGAAUUUGUCAGUUCCCUUACACCAGAGCAAAGAGCGGCGGUUUUGGAAGAAAUACACAAAGCCCAAGCAACGGAAGCGAUGAAAAAGGCUGAAGAGAAGUUAGCCUCAUGGAGAUGGCGAUCACGUUUUGGCCGUCCUUCAUCUGUGCAUCUACUUGGUGCUGAUCCUACUGGCACUUACUGUGAGAUACCUCAGGACUGGUUAAAGAAGAAAGUUGCUGAAAAGGCCAAAGCCAAGCGUCCUACUGCUUCUGAACUCAGAAAAUUGGCUUUGUAUAAUGCUCUACCAUUUAUUGGUUUUGGUUUCCUCGACAACUUUAUUAUGAUUGUUGCUGGUGACUAUAUUGACACAACAAUUGGUAUUGGUCUUGGCAUUAGCACCAUGGCAGCAGCUGCACUUGGUAACACAGUUAGUGAUUUGGCUGGCAUAGGGUCAGCUUGGUAUGUAGAAAAUAUUGCAGUAAAAAUUGGAAUCAAGCCUCCAAGUCUCUCUCAGGAACAGUUGGAGAUGAUGUCAUCAAGAUGGUCCUCCAAUAUUGGCAGAGGAGUUGGUGUAGUGCUUGGAUGUCUUCUUGGAAUGUUUCCAUUAUUAUUCUUAUCUAACCACCAAGAAGAAAGGAAGGAAGUGGAAGCAUAGUUUUGUAUUUUGCUAAGACAGGGGUUGAUCUGUAGCACAGAGAACAAAGUAGAACUGAGCAAAGGGAAAUGGUGAAGAGCUUGAUAAGGGAUGUAGUAUUGCAAGCAUCAGAACCAUGGAUGACCAGAGGAACAAAAAAGAACUCACUAGAAGUUUCAGUGUGUGGGUCCAUAGAAAGACACUGCAGGUACAUUUGUGAGAGCCCGAGAAUAUUGAAGAGCUACUGGUAGUAAAGGGAAGAAAAUUACAAGGAACAGUAUUACUUAUAGAAUUUACAGAAAUUUUCCAUGGGAUGGGGGAGAAAGUAUUGCAUAGGCAGAAGAUUGAGUCAAAUAGAGGAAACGAGUGUUACAAUUUGUCUAUCUGGAGAUUAUAUCAUAUAGAUUCUUAUGCAUUGACUUGUUGUCAUGCUGAAAAGGAGAGAAGAAAAAGAAUAGUAAAACUAUGAAGUGAAGAGAUUUUAUUCACUUUGCAUAAAGGGUGCAAGUAGAAUUAAGUGAUGUUUAUUAUGUUAAUAAUAAGUUACAUAUAAUUUUUUGAAAUAAUUUUACCAGUUAAGGACUGUUACCUCAUUUUGAAAGGGAGUUCAGGUAUAUGAAACCCUAUUCGCUUCACUCACUUCUGGGAGUUUUUUUUUUUUUUUUUUUAAUGCAGUUGGUUUGGACUCAGAAUAAUGCAUAGGACUUUAGAUUUUAGCCCCCUUUACUGUUAUAGAUCUCAGGAAUGGAAAGACUGUCUAUGGGGAACUGUGUUUUCUGGUUCAGCUUACUUUUAAAGUAAUGUUUGGGUUACCAUGAAAGUAUAUUUUGAAAAGAAUAUAGUUAGUGUAUUGUUAUAAAUGACAUAAAAAACCUGUUGUUUUUUACAGUUUAAAAGUACAUAUUAGUAUUUAAGCAUCAACCUAAAGACAUUAUGUGUACUUAGUAAGCUGAAUAAAAUGGAAGAGGAAUCCUGAGUAGUAAUGGUAAUUAGAGGCACAGUACUAUACUUCUUUGUAUAUAUUAAAUCCAUUAAUAUUUUUCAUGUGGUAGAAUAACUCAGAAACUGGUGUGGAAAUUUAUUCCAAACACAUUGUUUUUUGCCAACAGUGGUGUCAGCAUAAAUCUUAAGAAGGCUGUCAGAUUAGUUCAGUAAGGAUAUAUAAUGUUCUAAUUGUGUAUAUUUGCCAUUCAUUUGGGAUAUAAAUGUGAAAGAGUUAUGUACAUUUUUCAAUUUUUACAUAUAUUAUCUCCAACCUCAUUUAUUAGAUGUUUAUACCAACUCAACAAUUGUCCAUCUGUUAUCUGCUUGGGAACUCCUCUCUCUUAGGGACAGUAUUUAAAAUACAGACUGUCUCUCCUUUUGAAACAGAUUUUUAUAGCACUUCAGCAAGCUCAAAAUUUGUAACACUUAUUUUCGUAUAGUAGCAGGCAUUUGGCCACACUGAAUGGUAUAAAACUCAGCUGACCCUUCAGGUUGAGGUCGAGGCAUCAGGAUAGUUGCCCACCUUCUUGUGUCAACCAUGUUUAUAGGACUAUUAGGCAGUUUGGUCUCACUACCUGCAUGGAUGGAAGUUAUCCAUUGUUACUUGGGCCAUCUUCUGCAAUUGGUGUUGUAGAAAGGGUUAUCCUUUGUUCAGAAUAACUGUCCAUUGGAUCAGAUUUCCUCAUCUACCUUCCCCAAAAUGACAAAUUUUUAAAUCAAUUUGUAUUUGUCGUUUUCUGUAGCAAAAGGCUAUUACUCAGCCUUAUCUCUGAAGGGGCUGGGCUCUCCCCCUUGGUGAAGUCAUCCAUGCUUAUGAAAAACUAAGAGCAGUCCUUGACAUGUUCAUUAGACAGAGACCUAAAGACUGUCAUAUGUACUCUUAGCUUUAGCCAUGGCAGAGUAUGGGGGAACCAUAUGGCUGUCAUAUCUCAUUCAACACUCAGAAGGAUAGGGAUUCCUGUCUUUCUCAUUGUCCGGUGUUUUGCUGAAAUUCAGGACCCAUCAUUUCCAGACAAGAGGUUCAAGAGUUAAUAGUUUUCUUCCUCUGGUGGAGACUUGGAUCAGAUGACGUUAUUGUCUGGUCCGUGCCCUCAGUACUACGGCAAAGGACUUGCUGUUUGAGUUUGGAGACAUUUCGUUAGUACAGAUAGGCAAAAGAAGGCAUCUAGGAAGUUAUAAGUGGGCCUAAAAUUCCUCCCCAGAGAAGUCUGGCCUUUAUUCUCACUCAAGAACACAUGAAGUUAGGGCCAUGGGACCGUGUCUUGCCUUGUCAAAGAACUUAGUGUUUCAGGUAAUGAGGGCUGUGUAGCUAGACUACCUUUACCUCACUCUGCCUGAGGCAUGUCGCCUACUUUCUCUUUGGGAUCAAUGGUGCUCAGUUGUUUGUAUAGAUAAUGGGUCACAAUCAUGCACUACACAUCUGGUCCAAGUACUUAUAAAAUGAGUAAUUUCUCUUCCUUUCAUUUUCCCUUCCCUAGCUGCAUCCAUGCCAAAGUACUUGUUGUAAUCAAAUGAGAUGAAAGUAGUUAAGUGCACGGUGAGCAUCUGUUCUAUGUAGCUUAGUAUGCAUUGUCCUCUGUCCUCUCUCUUUUAACAAGGUGGAGGGAGGACAUGGUUAAGCUUUUUUCUGAACCCAUUAUUUAUUAUUUAGUAAUAGCCAGAGCAAAGCUGGAGAAUGUUUGAUGUAAUAAAUAAGUGAGAAAAUAGAGCCCUUGAUAACACUAAAAAUAGUGGGUGCAGAUGUUAUGCUAUAAACAAUAAAAGUGAAUUGGACAUUGAAAUGAGGUUACACAUGGGGAAGAAAGUCCCUGGUUAUCAAAAGCAAUGACUUUGUGACCAUGCAUCAGUAAGGAUAGAAGAUUAUUGCCAGUGGAUUUUGAUUUGCAAUAGCCAUGCUGCUGAUCAGGAAAGAGUUGGAUUUCAGGUGGGUGGGAAAGUGUGAUUGCCGAAUGAUGAUUCAGGACUUUAGCAAUGAGGGUAAAGAUCCUAAGUAGCGUUCUGAAUGAUUAAGUACAGGAUUUAACAUAAGUACAGGAUUUAACAGUUAGUGUAGGAUGGAGAGUAAGACUUGAGACAGUUCAUCCAUAAAUCCUUUCUAUUGCAUAUCCAGAACUGAUGUAAAAACUAUUUUAGUAUAUAACCAUCCCCUUAAAGUUUUAAUCCUUAUUGUCUGCUCUGUACAAUUUCUAUAUUUUAGGGCAUUUUGGAUAUUAAGGAAGGCGAGUUACCUUAAUAAACAGGCCAUGGGAUUAUUUCUGUUGCUAUGUUGUUUUAGGAUAAUUCAGAUACGCUACUUUAUCAUGCUUGUGUAAUGAAGUGCUGUAAGCUGUUUUCUAGCUUAAAGUUUGAUAUUACAGAACACAUUAUACUAACUCGUGGAACUUCUGAAUAGUAGAUUUUUAUAUAUUUUCCCAUUUUAAAUUUGCCUUUAUAAAUGUAUCAUGUGUAACAGUUGCUGGCUGCGUCAUGGAAGUAAGCCAAAUAUACUGUAGAACUUUGUUUAUAUUAAUAAAUUGUCUGUUUAUGGCAUGUAUGUAGGUAAAUGAAAUGCUAGUAAUAUUUUGUUUUGUAUGACUAUGUGUAAGCUCUUCUUUUGUCUUUAAUGUAAUUUUCAUGCCUUGUGGAAAAUGUCUGGGAUUAUAUGAUUAGUAAUUGAGAUUUUGCUGUAUAACUUCAGUUGAAGAUUUGUUUAAGAGAUCAUACUUGGUAAACUAUAUAAAACAGUAAUAAGUAAUACAUGAAUGGAUUGAUAUUACUAAUUUGAGUUAAAAUUUUGUAUUUUAAAGUAGUCAAGUCUUCACUGAAAUUAGUAGAAUUGAACUUGUUAUUUUUUUUAUUGUGUAGAAUGCAAGGUACAUGCUGAAACAAAGAUUUAAGCUUAAUAUUGUAAUGGAAAUAUAUGCUGUGUAUAUUCUAAAGGAUGUAGGUAUUGUGGUACAAGCUUAUAUUGUGCCUUAAAACAUCAUAAGUACAAGUACAUCCAGAGUUUUGUAAGAAUUACUUAUUAUUGAAGUGUUGGAUUGGAUCUUGCAUUCAUUGAAAGGGUCAAUUUUAGUUUUUAUUUAUCAAAAGACAUGAAAUAGAGUAAAUAUGCUUGGAAUUGUAUGGUCAUAGAAAUACUGCACCUGUUGAUGGUUUGGUGUCAAAAGAAAAGACAAACUAUUUUGUAGGUUACCUUAGUUUUGGUACCUGGCUUUUUUAGUGUAUUGUUUUAAGUACAGUGGACAUUCAAAUUGCUGCACCUUAAUCAAUCAUAUUUGUUCAUGUGGAAAUACAAAACAUUGCUUGUGUGUAGUUAUACUGUAUCUUUUAGCAAAGCUGGGAGAGAGUGUUGGUGAACUUGGUAACAAUGCUGUUAAGUGACCUGACAAUUACUGGGGGUCAGGAGAAUACUUCUCACUCACCUGCUGUCUUGCUGAGUAGACGUUCUUUCCACUCAUGGUCAUUGGACUGUUCCACUUUCUUCCCUUAGCUGAUAAUUUGAGUAAUCAUGCUGGUGUCUCCUCUGGAAAGGCCCCAACCCAAGCAUCAUGUUCACCUUCUACCACUCCUACUAAUACUACUGUUUCACAUUUCAGAUAAGCAAUUAUCAUCCUUGGAGCACCUGCAGAUUUGGAAUUCCCUCAACAUUCCCAGAGGCCUGCUUUUGCAGUGUUUUGGACCACCUAGCAGUUGCAAAAGAGGAGGGAUCUGCUUCCACUGCUCUUGCUACUGCUUUGGUACCUACUAAGGUGUAGGAUCUUCCUGUAGCAGCUAUGUUCCCUGUAGUGGACCCUCUGGCUUCUUGGGCAGCAACAACAUAGGAGAUGAGCAAGGUCUGAGUUUAAGAAGCAAAGAAGUGUUUACAACAUUAUUCCUCCUGGCUUAGCUGUCUUCCUUCUUUUCCUUGUCCUUGACUUCUUCCUCUCGCCAGAGGACGAAAAGGGGAAUUCCAAGAAGUCCUGUUGGGGUUCUAACUGGGCCAACAUGGGCUUAACUUAGCGUGUCCAUUAGUACCUAAUCCCUACUUGCUUAGACAGAGGACUGCUCCCACCUCAUUCUCUUGUUUCUCCCAUGUCUCUUACUUGGUAGAGCACAUGUAACCCACAGACACUGUGCUUAUUGGGUUCACAGAUCAAGUGCCAGCUGGUAGCAGGGUAGGCCCUUGCCAUACCUCACGUGAUAGCUGGUUAAAGCAGCACUGCCUGCUUGUUCAGCAUGAUUGACUACUAGCCAUAAGGAAAAGACCUUUUGAAGCUAAGCACUCAGCUCAGCUGGGGAUGUCCCUCUCCGAUACGUCAUCCUGAACCUAUUCAUACAAAUUUUGCAUUCGACUCUAGGGAUGUUAAGAAAUUCUUUAUCUUGAUAGCCGAGGUGGAAAAGAUCCCAAUGGUUUCUUAAAAAGGUUUUCAGUGUGUUGUCUUCCAAGAUUAGUAGAUUCUAUAGAUUUUUAGGUCUACGACGGUUAUCAGAAUGUCCCGUGAGAGAGAGGCUUUCUCACAUAACUGUGAGGGAGAAGUAUGUUCCUCUUCAAAGCUGGGUUUUCAGACUGAUGGGCAUGAAUCACUCUUCAGUGGAGUCAUCAAUGCUUAUGAGUUUUGAGCAGUCUUGUCCCCUCUUGAGCUUCAUCUUCCCAAUUGGCAUGUAACUCUCUUCUUUCACAACGUAACCCAAUUUUUUUUUAUAUAAGACCUUGGGGGAGAACCCUUGGACCAAGAACUCACUUUCAGGACUAUCUAUUUACUGGCCUUUGCCAUGCAUAUUGGGAAGGUAAAUGGUCUUUCUCAUCUGGUCUGGCAUUCUGAGGGAUGGGGGUCCCUCUUUCUCCUUUGUUCAAGAAUUUCUGGCAAAGACUAAGAACCUGUCAGUUCCCAACGUAAGGAUAGAAAAUUUCUUGAUCCCCUCCCUGUGAAACUUGACUGUUGGUGAUGUGGACAAGGUGCUUUUAUGCCGUGUGCAAGCCAUUACCUGGAUACUAUCUGAAAAGGACCUACAUACUGUAUCCAGUGUUCAAAACACUUUUUGGGUUCAUGAGGUGAUCAAACAAGCUUAUGACACCUCAGGGAAAGAUGUCACCCAGCUUACAUAUGCAAAGCUCACAGCAUUAGAGGUGGGACUGUCCUUGGCCUUUUGGAGAAACUUUUCAGUUUGCCAGGUUAUCAGGGUGGGUUUCUGUAAAUGCCAGUUAACCUUCACUUCAUUUUCUCUGAGAGAUGUCCCCAGAAGUCCUUAGACACCUUCUUAGGAAACAUGCUGGCUGCUCAGCAAGUUAUGUAGAUACCUAGUUCCAUUCACAGUGACAAAUACCUCAACUAAAGUUAUUUUGCUUAGUGUGAUUCUAGGACCAUGAACAUAGUGAUUGCUUGAUUUUUUUUCUCACUUCCUUCCUACUGCUGGAGCACCAUCUAGGCUAAAGUAUGAGUUAGGAUCAGAACAGGUACAGAUGAUUACAUUUCACAUAUCCAGUCUUAGACCUCCACCCUGAGACAUCUCUUUUCAUUCUCCCCCUUUAACAAGAGGGGCAGGGGAGAACUUACAGUUGUAUAAUCAGAAUACCUGCUGUGCGAUGUUUAAUCACUUAGUUGAACAAGGCUCUCUUACCUCACUCAGGCCAGGGCCUUAUCCUGGUUCUCCUUGAGGCUGAAGGAAACCUAAGGUGAGUAGGAGGCAUUACCUCCACUAACCCCUAACCACAAGUUGGCCUUAUUACCAUGUUCAGUGACCAUCAACUACCUUCCUCUGAAGGAUUCUCAUAUACAUAGGUAAAAGGCUCAGCUAAGAGAAAUACAAGGUACUUUAAAAACUUUGGUUAUAUAUUGAUAGAGAUGUCACAAAUUAACUUCUUUGGGCUCAUUGCUACUUGUACCACAAUUCUAAGGCCUUGUGCUUGUCAACAUUGAUUUUGGAAUGAGGUUAUUAGCUCCUUGCCCCACACUCACACAUGGUCAUAAAGAGCUUUUGUAUCAGUAUAUACAACCCUGUAUGUUAUACGGACGUUUGAAUGGCAUGCAAAGUGGGUUUUUAGUAGUCACAAAAUGUGCGUAUUGAUAGUCCACUGUAUUAAGUUCUUUUUCAUUGUAUGAUAUUAAUGUCAGUGUUUGAAAUCUGUGAAACAGCACUCUUAUUGAUCUAUUACUGUGACUGGCAUUGCUUUGUAGUCUUCGACAAGGUGAUUUUUGGUGAAAAAAAAGAGAAUGAAACUGAAUUUCAUGUAGUGUGUAUAUUACUUUGCGGCAACUAGGCAUAUCUACUGGUUGCUAAAAAUGUGGUUCUUAAAAAUGUGGCAUGAUGGUGUAGAAUUUUGAAGUUUGGUGUCCACUUACUUUUGUUUAGAUAACCAGAAAAUAUCUACUACAUAUGAGCAUAUAGCUAAGCGAUUAAUUAUUAGAUAUAUCUCCACCAAAGCUGUCAUAAAGAUCUUGGGAAUUAUAAAUUUCAAGAAUAACUAUAUGUACAUAGAAACUAGUAAGAUCAUUUUAAAUAUACAUUAUUUUUAAAUAUAAACCUAUUUACAUUUUUAAAUUUAAAAAUUUACCUAUCAACAGUUUUCAGUAUUAUGUAUAACAAAUCAUUCUCUCUUGAGUGAAAUGUCAUUCUGUCCUGUAAUAUUAAAAUGUCAGUUUGAACAGAAAUUGGAGGUAUUGGUCUUUGUAGUGGCAUCACCUGUAUUGCUUAUUCUGGGAGCUUUUGAUUAGUAUGCCAUAUUUACCUCGGGAAUGUAUUUUUCUCUUGUAACUUUAAUGUGGGAUAUGAUGUAGAUGGUUAUGGAAUGGAAAAUAUUUUUUUUAUCGUGCUAAGAGAACUUUUGCAUCUCUAUAUACCAACAGACUUUUUCAUCUGGGUAUCAACAACUUGCCUGUUUCCCUCAAACUACUCCCCCAUUGUCUUGAAAAGCAAUUCUCAGCAAAGCUCAAACUGUGAACCCUAUUAUUAUACUGUGCUAUCCUAUAAGUAAAGUACUUGUACUAACUGUUAAAAAGUUGACUUUUAAGAACUUUUAGGAAACUUGAAUUACUUUUAUCCCUAGAAUGUGCUGUAAAUACCUAUUAAAAGUUUAUGCAAAGGCAGUUUUGCAGAACUGUAUUGCCCCAGUCUGGAUUUUAUGACCAGCUCCCAACCACCUGCAGGGGUUACAGACUUCCUUAUGACCGACUUGGUCAUAAGACAGUUGCUGGUGGUCAGUAAUGGUCUGCCAUCAUCUGGUACUGAUAGCUGAGUGGUUGAAACAGGGUGGUGGUGGUUGCCAACCUUUGUUUAGCUGCAAUGGCCAUCUUCCUGGUGAAUGAUGGGCCACAACUCACCAUCUGGUAGAGCAACUAGUAAAAAAUAAAAAAUUAAAUUAAAUUAAAAAUAACUAAUGCCAACUUAAAACUAGUGGGCACCUAGUAUUUGACCAGCAGGCAGUCAGUAUUGGACUGCUUGGUGUGUAGUUGCCUGAUGUCUGGUCAGGGGCAGUCUAAUCACUUGAUGGUGGGCGACUGAGUGCCUAUUGAUGGAUGGUCCACUGGUUGAACAACUGGUUAUAAGCACAGUCUUACUGGGGCUUAAGUUACUGCAGAGUUAAAACAAAUUUGUUGCAUGUGGCUAAUGGGUUAAAGGUAAUUUAUAUAAACUUCAUACUGCUCAGUAACAUACUAUUUAUAACUUCAACUGUAAUUCUUAAAAGCAAUAUGCCAUACUAGUCUUUCAUUAAUCAAGUUAUGAAAAAAUUUAUAGAACUAUAUCAUUAAAUCUUGUUAACUAUUCUAAAAUACUCAUCUACUUAAUGCUUCCAAGGUUUUCUGGCCUUACAUAAGGGAACUCAGAUGUGUUCAAAGAUAGCUAUUUUUGUGGCAAAUACUUCAUUAUGCUUGGUCACUUUUUCAUUGUUUUUUCUGAAACAUAAGAGUUUGUCACAUUUUUCCCAAGGUUAAUUACAUGGAGAAGCAAGUUUUGCAUUAUUAACAAGGAUGUAUCUAUACAUUACCUUAUUGGUGCUGUUUAUGUGAAUAUUUUGUAUAUGUUUCUGUAUAUUAAUACAAUCCUAUGAUAUUAA